AUGAUGCGCGAACACAUGGAUGUACCACCGCUUCGUGGCAUGGUCCCUCCAGGUUACCACCAGGUCUCGCACAAAAGACUUGAACCAGAGUCGCACCUCUGCGACGAUGGUGCACAACUCAAGUAUUCGCCUGGGCCAGAAUACAAGUGCCGAGUCUGGACCGGGGGUAGCAUGGACUUCAAGCCAUCCUUCUUGCGACGGAGGGAGAGGAAGCUGCUCGUUGCAGCUGAACGACUUGGAUCAUGCCGCAUCCAGGGGACAGGGAUUGCGAGCAGAGCUUGGGUUAAGAUCGUUCAAGAUUUCAACUACUUCAAGAAUAAAGACGCACAGGUCGGUGCCAUCAAGGAACCAAAUAGGUAUCUCCUGAGGGAGAAGAAGGGGCUCCUUUUCUUCCAGGACACUCCAGACAGUCUGAGGUCUAAGGACGACAAGAGCUCAAUGCUACCCGUCCCAGGCCAGGCACUUCGUUCGCUGACCAUGAUGCCCACUCCAGCUAUGUUGUUCCGCUUCAGCGCGCUCACGUUCAACAGUCACACGAUUCAUCUCGAUCGUGAAUACACCAAAAGCGUCUACGGCAUGCCGGACUUGGUUGUCCACGGACCAUUGACCUCUGUGCUGAUGCUGGAGAUGCUGCGAACGGUGUUCGCCGAGCUAAGCCCGGAUAAGAAGGCCGACUACUUCAUCAAACACUUCGAAUACAAGAACCACAAGCCUCUCUGGGUCAACGAGGAGAUCAAGAUUGAGUGCAAGCUGAUGAUUGCCGAGGCCGACGCCGACGCACAUCGGUUUCCGCUAACUAGCCUCGAACGCAGGAAGGAUUUCCACCGCGAGAUGUGGAAGGUGUGGAUUGCCAAGGGAACCGCCUCAAAUGAGACUCUGGCUGUGGAAGGCACCGCUGCGGUUUCGGUGGCUGGACAUCGGAAUAGCCCACUCAAUGGGAUACAGCAGUACACCUUUCAUCCGAGCAGAGAGGGACGUAGUGAAGACGAACCAAUCAGAUGGACGCCUACCUGA
Molecule: messenger RNA, 1014 nt
Organism: Exophiala aquamarina CBS 119918
Lineage: Eukaryota; Fungi; Ascomycota; Eurotiomycetes; Chaetothyriales; Herpotrichiellaceae
Exons: 1
Coding region: 1-1014 (337 amino acids)
Cellular component (GO): mitochondrion
Molecular function (GO): (3R)-hydroxyacyl-[acyl-carrier-protein] dehydratase activity
Source: RefSeq, a predicted model, not a curated record